Messenger RNA from Meloidogyne enterolobii, 986 nucleotides. The record is from the annotation of a GenBank genome assembly. Lineage: Eukaryota; Metazoa; Nematoda; Chromadorea; Rhabditida; Meloidogynidae.
UUUUUGGAAAAUUCCUCUUUCAGAAAAUAAAAUAUCAGGGGGUGCCAGUUUCGCCUUUCGGGGAUUUUCGGUUUUUGACUUUCGCGUUUCGAGUGUCGUUUUUAAAUUUACUUUCUAUUUUCGCAUUUCGCAUUUCAUUUUUUAAAUUUAAUUUUGUCCUUCGCGUUUUAUUUUGAAAUUUUUUUUUUGUUUCUGUACACUCCUGGUGUGUAUCCCUACUUUCGGAAAAAUGAAAUUAAAGUCUGAUCUUUUAAAAAUUUUUAAUUCGAUUACUUUAUUCUUCUCUAUUUUAUUAUAAAUUUUUUUUUUGAUCGCGGUUUUUUUCAUUAAAUACGAAACCAAAAGGGACACCUACAAAUUUUAAAAGAAAUAUAUUGAUAAUGAUUAGACCCCUCUCCAAAAUUUUUUUUUACUAUUUUUCGCUUUGUUUCGGAAAUUUAUUUUUGAAUGUACCGUUUAAAAAUUUCAUUUAUUUUAUUUGUUAUAUUUUCACGAAUUUACCUCACGUUUUAAAAGGAGUUAUUAUAAAGUACCAGAAGUGUGUUAUUCCAAUCCCCAUGAAAUUUUUUUAAUCUUUUUAAAAUAACUACUUUCUAAUCCUAAAAAAAAGAGGUUAAAGGGAGUACCUUUUAAUUCGAUUCCACCUACUCAAAAAAAAUGCCAAUAAUGUCUUAAAUUUAUUAAAAAUUUAAAUUUAAUUCUUUUAACAAAGAGACCUUCUUAAAACCAAAGGUCAAAGUUAAAGCCGAUCCUGCAAAAUAUAUUUCCCAUACAUAAAGUAAAGUGGAAGAAGGGGGAAGCAAGGAAGUGUAAAGCUUGAGAAAGAAAAGUGGCGAUCAGAAGAUAAGUUUAAAACUUGAGAAAAGGAUAGAAAAGUGGCGAUCGGAAAGAAGAUAAAGUGUUUAAGCCAUUAGAAUAGUAGAAAAUAUUCCCAAACAUUACAAUGAAAAAGGGAAUAGGAAAAGUGAAGGAAAGUCUAAGAAGGA